This is a messenger RNA of Drosophila yakuba, 4139 nucleotides long. Its product is annotated as endoplasmic reticulum transmembrane helix translocase. Lineage: Eukaryota; Metazoa; Arthropoda; Insecta; Diptera; Drosophilidae. Gene Ontology annotation, biological process: intracellular calcium ion homeostasis. Gene Ontology annotation, cellular component: endoplasmic reticulum membrane. The transcript is spliced from 7 exons. The record is from RefSeq and is a predicted model, not a curated record. Gene Ontology annotation, molecular function: P-type ion transporter activity; ATP hydrolysis activity; ATP binding. Bases 135 to 3791 code for a protein of 1218 amino acids.
GAUACCUGUCAACGUUGCUUGAAUUUUCACAAUUUUUUUUGCCGCUAUGACAUUACAACUAUAAAAAGUGCUUUAGAUUUUCUCAAAACCACACACAGGCAACGCGCAGCAGUAGGAGUACCCAUCUGAGACCGAUGACCGAGGCAGCUGGAGCAGCCAUCCCAGGAGGAGCCGCCGGAGACACGAAAUCGUACGGCACAGAGAUGCUUCGGCAGUCCAGCAGGGCGAAAGAGCUACCCAAGUUGGAUGACCUGGUGCAAUAUGUGAGUCUCCAUGUGCGCAUACCCACGCCGCUGACCGGUGUGGUGCUGCCCUUCGUGCCACUCUACCUGUCCGCAUUCUACCUGUGGAUCAACGUAAGUGGCGGCGAGGAAAAUGAAACCACCCAGAACGAAACAACCACGGAUAAUUCUACAACUUGGAAUGACGUGGGCUUCAUCGCCGUACUGGCGAUAGCCUUUCUGCACAUUCUGACGCUGCUCUUCUGCUACUGGAGCGUUCACGUGCUGGCCUUCCUUACCUGCCGACGUGUGAAGCUGCCCGGCGCCAAUGUGCUGGCCAAAGUGGUGCCCACUGCCAACAAUGGCAAUUCGAAGAUCGUACCCAUUCGCUCCUCCCAACUGGAGGAUGGCUCAACGCAGUAUUUUUUGGUUUUCCAAAAGACCAAAUACGUUUGGAAUGAGGAUCGAAAAACAUUCCGCGCCGUCGAAUUCCCGGUAAAUGGACUACUGAGUAGCUAUUCCACAUCUAGAGGUUUGGAAACCGAGGAGGCCGUCAAGCGGGCUACUCUCACCUACGGAAACAACGAAAUGGAAAUGGUGGUUCCUGAAUUUCACGAACUUUUCAUAGAACGCGCUACUGCACCUUUCUUUGUGUUCCAAGUGUUCUCCGUGGGACUGUGGUGCAUGGACGACUACUGGUACUACUCCCUGUUCACGCUCUUCAUGCUAAUAGCCUUUGAGUGCACUAUUGUAAAGCAGCAGCUCCGGAACAUGUCCGAGAUUCGAAAAAUGGGCAACAAACCCUACCUGAUAUACGCGUUUCGUCAGAACAAGUGGCGUCACCUUGGAUCCGAUGAGCUGCUACCCGGGGAUUUGGUGUCGAUAACGCGCUCCCAGAAUGACAACAUAGUACCCUGCGAUCUCGUCAUUCUUCGAGGCUCUUGCAUUGUGGAUGAAUCGAUGCUUACUGGCGAAUCGGUGCCACUAAUGAAGGAGUCAUUAGAAUCCUUAGAUAAUUUGGACGUUGAAAUGGAUGCCGAAGGAGAUGGAAAGCUAUUUGUGCUGUUUGGUGGCACGAAAGUUGUACAGCACACUGCCCCAACAAAAGAAUCGCUUCGUGCUCCUGACGGUGGUUGCAUCGGCUAUGUGAUCCGUACAGGCUUUAACACAUCCCAGGGCAAACUUUUGCGGACAAUCCUGUUCGGCGCAAAUCGCGCCACGGAGAAUAACGUAGAGACCUUUGCCUUUAUCGCUUUUCUGAUGGUAUUUGCCGUGGCCGCAGCAUCUUAUGUGUGGGUUAAAGGCAGCGAGGAUCCAGAGCGCAAUCGCUACAAGCUUUUCCUGGAGUGUACGCUCAUUCUCACGUCCAUAAUUCCGCCCGAUUUGCCCAUCGAGUUGACCUUGGCGGUAAACACAUCACUGAUUCAGCUAACAAAGUUGUUUGUGUUCUGUACAGAACCCUUUAGGAUUCCCUUUGCGGGAAAAGUGCAGAUUUGCUGCUUCGACAAGACUGGGACUCUGACAACGGAUAACCUGAUGGUGGAAGGUAUUGCAGGACUGGCUCCCAAUGGAGCUUGUGUCCCCAUCGACCAGGCGGAAGGGAACACGGUUCAAGUGCUCGCCUGUUGCCAUUCAUUGGCUCUGCUUGACGACGGAUUAGUUGGGGAUCCACUUGAGAAAGCCACUCUAGCAGCUGUGGACUGGACGCUUACCAAGAUGGACAGCGUCAUCCCAAGGCGACCACAGUUUAAGCCCUUGAAGAUCAUCCAGCGCUAUCACUUCUCAUCGGCACUUAAGAGAAUGUCCGUGUUAGCUGGCCAUCUAGUGCCGUACUCCAAUGAGGUGAAACAUUUGGGAGCAGUAAAGGGAGCUCCUGAGGUCAUUCAGAAGAUGCUGCGCGAGGUGCCCUCGGACUAUGAAAAGGUUUAUUUGGAAUAUGCUAGGCGUGGAGCACGCGUUUUGGCUUUGGGAAUUAAGGAUCUCGGGACCCUGAGCGCUCAGAGAGUUAGGGAAAUGAAGCGUGAGGAAGUAGAGUGUGACCUGACAUUUGCCGGAUUCGUGAUUAUUUCCUGUCCCAUGAAGCCCGAUUCGAAAUCUGUGAUCAAAGAGCUUAUUCAAUCCUCGCACAAGGUGGUGAUGAUUACCGGCGACAGCCCGCUCACCGCCUGUCAUGUGGCCCGCGAACUGCGCUUCACCCGCAAAAAGUUGAUCAUUCUUACCCCGUCUGACCAGGAAAACAGGAACAGCUGGAGUUGGGUAUCUAUCGACGGGGAUCAAACCUACGAACUGGAUACUAAGGCUGGUAGCAAAAAUCUUCAACAUUUGCUAGCCACGCACGAUCUCUGCAUUACCGGAGAGGGAUUGCAGCAUCUGCAACAGAAUCAGCCGCAAUAUAUGCGCCAAGUACUACCACUGAUUACGGUCUGUGCGCGCUUUGCACCCAAACAAAAGGAGUUCGUUAUCACGCAAUUAAAGCAACUGGGGUACUGCACUUUGAUGUGUGGCGAUGGCACCAACGAUGUAGGAGCUCUUAAGCACGCCAACGUGGGCGUCUCCCUGCUGACCAGUGCUCCAGUGAAGCGUAAACGCACCGAGGAGGAACAGCAGCAGGCGGCGGCCAAUGCAGCUGCAGCAGCAGCUCAGGCACAAGCAAAUGCCAACCAACAGUUGACGCCCAGGGAGCGCGCACUGCGUCGGCGCCAGGAGCAUAUCAACCAGACACAGGCUCGUCUGCAAAGCGCCCUUCGUGACAUGGAAGAGCAAACUAUGGUCAAGUUGGGUGAUGCCUCUAUCGCCGCACCUUUCACCAGCAAGUCCUCUUCAAUCAUGUGCGUUAACCACAUCAUUAAGCAGGGUCGAUGCACGUUGGUCACCACACUCCAAAUGUUCAAGAUCCUUGCGCUGAACGCACUCAUUCAAGCCUACUGUCAAUCCGUACUCUACAUUGAUGGCAUCAAGUUCAGCGAUACCCAAGCCACCAUGCAGGGCAUCUUCAUUGCCGCCUGCUUCCUCUUCAUCACACGAGCUAAGCCGCUGAAAACUCUAUCCAAGGUGGCUCCACUGCCAAAUAUCUUCAACUUCUACACGAUAUCAACUAUUCUCAGUCAGUUUGCUGUGCAUUUUGGAACGCUCUACUACCUGACCAGCCAAGCCAACAUUCUGGCACCGCCUAGAGAGGGCAAAGUAAAGUUGUAUAUUGACAUGGAUGCCGAGGAGAAGACUAAAUACGAUCCGAACAUUGUUAGCAGCACGGUCUACAUAAUUUGCCUAUCAUUACAAGUGGCCACCAUUGCGGUGAACUACAAGGGCCAUCCAUUCAUGGAGAGUUUGCGCUCCAAUCGCAUGCUGAUGUAUGCCAUCGGAGCUUCCGCUACAUUGGUGAUUCUUCUGUCCACGGGCCUGGCGCCCGAACUGACGGAGUUCUUUGAGAUAAUUGAUUUCCCAACGGAUUUCCGCAAAACUUUGCUCGGUGUCCUAGUCUUGGAUAUUGCCGGGGCUUUCCUUUUGGACCGUAUUUGCUCAUUCCUGUUCGGGGAAACGCGUCGCAAAUCUAAAGUGCUGAACUGUUAGGACCAUUUUAUACUAAGAAACAUACUAGAAAAGUAAAGUAACAGCAGCGCAAACCGUACGUUCCACAUGACAGAAAAAGCCCUUUUGUUUUUAUUUGUAUACCCUUAAGGAUCAACAAUUUAACGUGUUUUAUGGCGUCGGUUUCAUAAAUAUUUAAAUUCUUCAUCCAAGAAUCAACAUAAUGCAUUUAAAGUGUAUUAUCAGGCAAGUGUAUUAUCGGGCGGCCUAUAUAAUUUUAAUUUGACAAAUCGAAAUCUUUCGAUUACUUCGACUCCCGUAUAUGCGAUUAGUGAAAUUGUCGUAAUAUUUGUAAUGCUAAUAAAAUAGAGAAAAGUUUAAAAACCGUGA